GGCAAGACGUUCGCUGCGUUCGACUUCGGCGAAGAACGGCAGCACGAAAUAUGGAGAGUUCAAGAGAUUUGGCGGUGGGGACAGUGGCUGUGGGCCCUACUUGUCAGAUUCAUGAAACCUUACAUUGAACCCAUUCACAUCAAGAAAUAUGCUGGAAAACGAGUUGGUAUUGAUGCAUAUUCAUGGCUUCACAAAGGAGCAUAUUCUUGUAGUAUGGAGCUGUGUUUAAACUCAGAUGGUGAGAAGAAAUUGAGAUACAUUGAUUACUUUAUGCAUAGAAUCAAUUUACUUCGACAUCAUAAGAUAACUCCAGUGGUUGUUUUUGAUGGUGGUAAUGUACCUUGUAAAUCUACAACUGAGCAAGACCGCCAUAGGAGAAGAAUAAGUAAUCGCGAAAUAGCAAUGGCAAAGCUUAAAGAAGGCAAUGUUAGUGCAGCUACUGAGUUCUUUCAGCUUUCGAUUCUGGGUAAUUUCAGCAAGCAGGACCUUUUUCCCAGCAAAUGUUUGUUGCCCCUACUCAAUUAUGGAAUAAACAAUUGAAAAUUUUCAGAUUUUGAUUUGUAGCUCACUUUUCUGAUGAGUGGC
Molecule: messenger RNA, 585 nt
Organism: Cannabis sativa
Lineage: Eukaryota; Viridiplantae; Streptophyta; Magnoliopsida; Rosales; Cannabaceae
Product: exonuclease 1-like
Exons: 5
Coding region: 112-540 (142 amino acids)
Molecular function (GO): 5'-flap endonuclease activity
Source: RefSeq, a predicted model, not a curated record